Melanotaenia boesemani (Boeseman's rainbowfish) is the source of this 1692-nucleotide messenger RNA. It is a transcript of the gene ube3d, whose product is annotated as ubiquitin protein ligase E3D. The record is from RefSeq and is a predicted model, not a curated record. The coding region runs from base 197 to 1399 and encodes 400 amino acids. Gene Ontology annotation, cellular component: nucleus; cytosol; ubiquitin ligase complex. The transcript is spliced from 10 exons. Gene Ontology annotation, molecular function: ubiquitin protein ligase activity; ubiquitin conjugating enzyme binding; cyclin binding. NCBI's taxonomy places the organism in Eukaryota, Metazoa, Chordata, Actinopteri, Atheriniformes, Melanotaeniidae. Gene Ontology annotation, biological process: proteasome-mediated ubiquitin-dependent protein catabolic process; protein polyubiquitination; protein autoubiquitination.
ACACCAUAUUGUCAUUACACCGGCUGUAUUGCUCACGCGUUGAAGAGUGCAGACGUUGGGUUUCAAUUAGUUCGGAGACUGAGUCUAGUUAUUUUUAUAAGUUUUUGACUUUAUAAUGAUAUUUAAAGUUUAAUUUAGUUAAUGUUUUCUUAUUUCUUCAUCUUCUUUGUAAAUUUUUAAACAACCCGUUCUCUGAAUGGCAGAGGAGAUGCCAGCUAAGACACAUGGAGUUGGAGUUUUCUUAGAGUUAAGGAAAAGGCUUCAGAGUGGAAUUCUUAUUGUCGGGAAAAAUGUGGCCAGAUGUCCUGCAGAUGUGGUUGUGACAGGGCAAGAUUCCUCCCUCCACAUCAAGACUCCCAGAGGUGAGCUGAGCCUGCGAUUACCUGCAGGAGUCGCCUUCGUUCAGGGAUCCUGCAUCUCGACGCCCUCAGGAGAAUCCGGUGAAGAGGAACUGCAUUUCAGACUGCGCAUCACUGCCACAUGCGGGACAGAUGAAGACGCCUCUGACAGCGUGAUGGAAACUCUCAGAGCAAAAGAGACUUAUUGCUUCUACUGCCAGGGCUGCACGACCAGGCUGCUUGAGGACAGGGUUUUUAAGCGAGUGCUUCCUCUGCCUAAUGGUAACUGGAACUCUAUCGUGGAUGAGUGGUGUUGUCACCCCGAUCCAUUUGCCAACAAGAAGCUGCUGCCCCGAGCAGAGGAUUGUCUAUUGGGUGACACCUUUGUCCUCCUGGCCCGUGAUGGCAGCUGUGAACAGACACUGAGUGAGGAAGCAAGUGCUGUUAACACAGUGGACAGUCAAGAACCAAAGAAAACCUGCCGCCGUCUGGCACUCAUCUCCUGUGCAAGCUGUGCAUCAGUGUUGGGAGAGGCCGUCGCACCAGAGACGCUGAAACUAUACAUCACACAGGUGGUGGUGGAGCCCGCUGUGGGAGAUCGAAAGCCAGAAGCUUCACUGAACAGGUCUCUCUUCUUGGAGAGGACAGUAGCAGCCAGACUACUGAAGCUGUCCAACUCACUUAGCAUCUUCCACUUCUCUGUUCAGACGCCUGAUGAAAAAGCUUUCUUACUGAUCUGGCUGCUGAACAGCGACUCCAUCAUGGCCUCCGUCCCAGAGAAGUGCGUCGGGGAUGAAAGGUCCAUCAGCUCGCCUGCUCUUCACAGUCCAUCACCCAGAGCUGCCAGAGCCCUGAAACUUCUCUACAUCACCUGCUCUGACGCAGGCAUCCCGCAGAAAGAGAUCAUUACAAGUUGGGAGGUCAAUGCCAUCGGGCAUCCCUUGGUGCUGCCGCUGAAGGUGUGUGAGGAGCUGCUGCAAGUGAUAGAUGACAGCAACUCUGUGCUUCCUGACUCGAUGCGUUGCAUGAGGUCCUAUGAGGUUGCGUACCUUAGACUGUGAGGACGAACCAGAAGGUUAUGACGCUGCUCAUCCCUCACAACGGUGUUUUCAGAAAGACCUGGAACAGAUGAUAGAGGAACCCAUCUGAGCUUCGACAUGGACUGCUUCUCUUGAUUCAGAUCAGUGUGAGGAAAAGUUAACUGCAGAGGGAAAUACAGAAAGUAUCUUGUGGUUCCUGUUAAACAGGAUGCUGUUUUUGUUUUAUUCAAAUGUAUGUGUAAAUUGUACAUUGAUCCACUUUCUUUCAUACCAUCUUCAACAAAAACAUGAUAAAACUUGUGUUUUUUAAAGAA